Molecule: messenger RNA, 1916 nt
Organism: Linum trigynum
Lineage: Eukaryota; Viridiplantae; Streptophyta; Magnoliopsida; Malpighiales; Linaceae
Source: the annotation of a GenBank genome assembly
AAGUUGUACAUUAAAGCAACGAUACUAUACUCUUUUGUCAACGACCUGAUAUCUGCAAAUUUUCAUAAAUACACCAUCUAACUUCCAAAUCUUCCGAACAAACUUCAUUGGACCUAUACGUGAAAGAGAAUUAAAAAUGAAAGAAGAGAGAACACAUGAACAAAAAUAGCUAGACAAAGAGAGAGGCAAAGAAAGUACAACCAAUAUAUGAGUCACAUAUAUUUAUAUGUUGCACAACUUAAGUUCUGUUACAUUAACAACUACCCAAAUUUAAUAAUAUGAUUGUAAUCUAUGUGUAACAUAUAUUGGGAUAGAAAAAGUUUCUUAAAAUGGAGUAUUUCUCAUGCUUAAUUCAGAGGGCAGCAUUAGACAAUCAGGUUCCUUAUCACCCACGUUGUAAGGCACUAGAGAUCACUCAUCUGUGUUUCGCAGAUGAUCUUCUAGUGUUUACAAAUGGGUCGAUUAGGGGAGUGGCAGGGAUUAAUAGAGUACUAGCUCAAUUUUAUAGAGAUUCAGGUCUCCGCUCUAACCCUGCCAAAUGUCAGUUGUUUUGCUGUGGUACUUCUGUUGAGGAGCAGCAAUGGAUAUCAAGCUUUACUGGUUUCCCCCUUGGUAGUCUGCCAGUUCGCUAUCUCGGCGUUCCCCUCAUAUCAGGUAAGCUCACUUCUGCUGAUUGCUCUGUGCUUGUUGAUAGGAUAACAAAGAGAAUUAGUACAUGGCAAGCGCUGAAGCUUAGCUAUGCUGGUAGAUUACAGUUAGUCUCCUCUGUUAUAACUAGCAUUAUGCAAUAUUGGAUGGCCCUGUUUUUGCUGCCCCAAAAGCUUUUAAAAGCUAUUGAGAAUAUAUGUAAUCAUUUCCUGUGGGGGGUGGGGGAUCGUAGUUUGAGGAAGAGGGUAUUGGUUGCCUGGAAAUAUGUUGCUCUGCCUAGAAGAGAAGGGGGAUUGGGGAUAAGAGAUUUUAAGAAAUGGAAUCAAGCUUGUGUAAUCCGCCAUAUCUGGAACUUGUUGGCAGUUUCUGGGUCGCUAUGGGUGGCUUGGGUGAAAAAGUAUCGGUUAAAAACAAGGUCUAUAUGGGAAAUUACAGGGCAAUCAGCAGGGACUUGGAUAUGGAGGAAGAUUUUGAAGAGCAGGGAGGGUGUUCAGUCCCAUAUAUCUGGCAGUGGGGAGUCUCUUGCAUGGGAUAAUAGGGUUCUACCAAGGUAUUCUGUAAAGCUGGUGUGGAAAGCAAUUAGAGAGUCCCAGGAGGAGGUUGACUGGUACAAGGUGGUCUGGGGAAAACCCUUUAGCCCGAAGCAUAGCCUGUUGUUAUGGCUUGUGAUUCUUAAUCGGAUAACAACUAAGGAAAAAUUGCAGAGCUGGGGUUUAACUGAUGACAGCUCUUGUGGUUUGUGUCCGGGUGGGAUUGAGACGAGGGACCAUCUUUUCUCAGGGUGUUCUUAUGGCAGAAGUGUCUUUGUUGCUGUGUUGUCUAAGUUUUGCAGGUUCCCUGAGUGUUCUACAUGGCAAGAUCAAUUGCAGUGGGCAAUCAGACAGUGGGCUGGGAGUUCUGGUGGAUGCUGUGAGGGCCGUCUGAAGUGGUCCAUGUGUGUGAGCUAUAUUUGGCGUGAACGUUGUAGUCGUGCACAUGAUGGAGUGUUCUGUCCCCCAAGCAGAUUGGCAGGUCGAAUUGAGGAUGAGGCGAAGUGGACCCUGGCGACUAGACUAUCCUGAGUAUGCUGAUAUAUUGUAUAGAUAGGGUUUGUUUGAGCUGAUGUAUAGAGAAGCAUAGAUACCAGAUUUGUUGACUUUGAGAGGGGUUUUUGCAGUUGCAAGCCCUAGUGCUUAAUGCAAAUUUUGAUUAACCAUAAAAAAAAAUAUAUAUAUAAGAGAAUGGGAAUCUCAGUGGAAGAGGCUAGGAAACAAAAUUACCCUAAUUGC